Verticillium alfalfae VaMs.102 is the source of this 174-nucleotide messenger RNA. RefSeq lists its product as hypothetical. The transcript has a single exon. The record is from RefSeq and is a predicted model, not a curated record. Bases 1 to 174 code for a protein of 57 amino acids. Lineage: Eukaryota; Fungi; Ascomycota; Sordariomycetes; Glomerellales; Plectosphaerellaceae.
AUGGCGGGCUUCAGCUUCCCUCUCUUCGCACCCAAGCUGUAUGAUGCUCUCGGUGUUGCGGCUGGUAACGGUGUUCUGGCCGACGUUGCAGCCUUGUUGGGAAUUGUGGUGCCAACCAUCAUGUGGAAGUACGGCGCUUGGCUGAGGAGCAAGAGCCAGUACUGUUCAGGCUAA